Molecule: messenger RNA, 1132 nt
Organism: Camelina sativa (false flax)
Lineage: Eukaryota; Viridiplantae; Streptophyta; Magnoliopsida; Brassicales; Brassicaceae
Source: RefSeq, a predicted model, not a curated record
CUCUAUAAAUAGCAAUAGGUGAAGUAGCACAUCUUUUCAUAUGAGCAGACUUGUAACUCAACAUUGCAUGAUAGUAAACAUGAAUACGAAAACGUUUAUCGUAUGGUUUCUGUUGUUAACGGCUGUUGUCGUAGCUGUCGCAGCAGAGACUUCCGUGGAUGACAAGAAAGAAGGUGCAAAGCAAGUAGAGAUACCAACUGGAAAAGGCAAAAGCGACGCUAAGGAUAGUCUCAACCAAGGAGACCUUGGGGUCGAGGCCAAGGUUGAUAAAGAAGAAGACAACAAUUAUGAAGUUGAUCAAGGAUGGAAAGGAGGCGGUGGCCGAGGGGGAGGAUGGAAAGGAGGCGGUGGUCGAGGGGGAGGAUGGAAAGGAGGAGGUGGUCGAGGCGGAGGAUGGAAAGGAGGCGGUGGCAGAGGCGGAGGAGGUGGUCGAGGAGGUGGUGGUGGAGGCGGUGCUGAGUUAGACACUGAAGAAAUAGAUAGUGCCGCAUAUGACGUACAAAAUUCUGGAGGUGGCGGAGGAGGAUGGAAGGGAGGCGGUGGCCAAGGCGGAGGAGGAUGGAAGAGAGGCGGUGGCCAAGGCGGAGGAGGAUGGAAGGGAGGCGGUGGUCGAGGCGGUGGUCGAGGCGGUGGUCGAGGCGGAGGAUGGAAAGGAGGCGGUGGCCGAGGAGGAGGUGGUGGUGGAGGCGGUGCUGAGUUGGACACCGCAGAAAUAGAUGGUGUAGCAGAGGACGUACAGAAUUCUGGAGGUGGAGGCGGAGGAUGGAAGGGAGGCGGUGGCCAAGGCGGAGGAUGGAAGGGAGGUGGUGGUCAAGGCGGAGGAUGGAAGGGAGGCGGUGGCAGAGGAGGCGGUGGUCAAGGAGGAGGGUGGAAGGGAGGCGGUGGUCAAGGAGGAGGAUGGAAAGGAGGAGGUGGUAGAGGAGGCGGUGGUGGGGGUGGAAUGUAGAAUCGACCGUCUCUACUCACAACUGCAAACGAAAUAUUAUGAGUAGAAAUGUAAGUGUAUGCAAAAUAGUGAACUAUAGUAAAUAAGUUUGAUGCACGGUCUACCUAUCAUGCAGGACUGAAGGCAUGUACGUUAUAUCCUCUUCGGCUCUUCCUAUAAUCAAUAUAUCUUAGCAGUUGAGUGUUA